Molecule: messenger RNA, 651 nt
Organism: Oreochromis niloticus (Nile tilapia)
Lineage: Eukaryota; Metazoa; Chordata; Actinopteri; Cichliformes; Cichlidae
Product: putative olfactory receptor 13C6
Exons: 2
Coding region: 55-651 (198 amino acids)
Biological process (GO): G protein-coupled receptor signaling pathway
Cellular component (GO): membrane
Molecular function (GO): olfactory receptor activity; G protein-coupled receptor activity
Source: RefSeq, a predicted model, not a curated record
UUACUUAUUCAAUUACAUUUUGAAAUAGCUUGUAAUUUAAAAAAUUUGUUGAACAUGUAUUUACAGAAUGCUUCAAUCAAUGUAACACACUUUAUUAUAGGUGGUUUUGACACAGUUAUGAGGCCGGAGGCAAUUGGUGUGGUUAUGCUGAUAAUCUAUCUACUAGUUGUUCUUGCCAAUACGGUAAAUAUCCUCUUCAUUAUUUUUGACAAGAGAUUACAUAAACCAAUGUAUCUUCUGGUUUGCAACCUUGCUGUUGUUGAUAUAAUUUACACUUCAAGUACCAGUCCAACAAUGAUUGGGGUUCUACUUGCAGGUGUUAAUACCAUAUCCUAUGUGGAGUGCAUAAUUCAAAUGUUUGUUUUCCACUUGGGAGCUGUGAUGGAGAGGCUUGCUUUAGCAAUUAUGGCAUUGGAUAGAUUAAUUGCUAUAAUUUGUCCUUUUCAGUACCACAGUUAUUUAACAAACACACGUGUUGUUUUUCUUACAUACAUCCUGUGGUUUGUUGGUAGUGGUUUUGCGGCUCUUGCCCCCGCAGUGGUAGUUCGUCUCCCUCACUGCUACUCAAGACUGAAGUACACUUUCUGUGACUAUGCUGCUGUACUACGAACCACUUGUGCCGACCCAAAUUACUAUUUAAAUUUAGAUUAG